GUCGAAUAACACGACGAAUAAAAACAAAAGCAGCAUGUCCAGUCCGGCCGUAAUGAACUCGGAUCUUGUAGCUGCUCGGGGCGACGGGCGUGCGGACGAGGCCGCCUUCGCCGCAGGUCGUCAUGGUGGAGAAACGGAAGCAGGUGGUGCGGAGAAACACAACAGUUAUGCCUCAAUGAAAUCCGCGUCCACGGAGAGUAUGGCAACCACGGUAGAGGAGGAAAACAAUGGCACAAACAGCCACAACUUUGCGGGGUCGCCGCUGUCCUGUAUCGAAAAGCGGGAGGAGCUCCUCGAGGCGAUUGCGAAGGAGCGGCGCAGGAGCCGGGGCAUGGACAGAUUGAAACCCGCCAGCUGGGCGAAAUUUGUCUUGGCGCAGUUGCUGUGGCUUUUCUCGAAGAUUAAGAAGCCAAAACUGUCUACUGCUUCUUUACUAUCAAAACUUCGGAAAAGUAAAAAGACUGGCGACCAGAACUUCUACAGAAAUCAUGACAAGCAACUAAAGCCCUCAACAACAUCUACCUCCCCAGGAGCGCUGACCAAUUUGUACUACUACUGGCUGAUGCCGCCCAUUUUCCUCCCAGGGGAUAGCAGUCGCAUCCCGCCCCAGCCCGACGCCAUCACCUACACGCUACGCGGGCUCUGCCGCCGGUCGUUGUGCAUCUUCGCCGAGCACAGCACGACGAGGAGAUUAUGUGUGUCGAUUAUCAAAAACGUCUGGUUUGAACGGUUUAUCCUCACGUUGAUCCUCGUCAACGCCAUCAUGCAGGCGUUCAUUGACUACAGGAAUCCCAAUGGCUUCGCGACGACGUUCGUGGAAAACACAGAGCACAUUUUCACGCUCUGCUUCUUCCUGGAAAUGGUGGUCAAAGUGAUCGCGCUUGGGUUCAUUCUGGACAAAACCAGCUAUCUGCGGGAUGCCUGGUCGUGGCUGGACUUUUUGGUCGUCGUUUCCGGGUUGGUUUCCUUCUUCG
Molecule: messenger RNA, 974 nt
Organism: Amoebophrya sp. A120
Lineage: Eukaryota; Dinophyceae; Syndiniales; Amoebophryaceae
Source: the annotation of a GenBank genome assembly